Molecule: messenger RNA, 1707 nt
Organism: Theobroma umbraticum
Lineage: Eukaryota; Viridiplantae; Streptophyta; Magnoliopsida; Malvales; Malvaceae
Gene: CAK1AT
Product: CDK-activating kinase 1AT
Biological process (GO): protein phosphorylation
Cellular component (GO): nucleus
Molecular function (GO): protein serine/threonine kinase activity; ATP binding
Source: RefSeq, a predicted model, not a curated record
AUGGAGCAUCCACUACCAAAGAGCUGGAGUAUCCACACCAGACCCGAGAUCGUCGCCAAGUACGAGAUCAUGGAGCGCGUCGGCUCAGGCGCCUACUCCGACGUCUACAGGGGGCGUCGACUCUCCGACAACCUCAUGGUCGCCCUCAAGGAAGUUCACGACUACCAAUCGGCGUUCCGAGAAAUCGAGGCCUUGCAAAUGCUCCAAAACUGCCCCAACAUCGUCGUUUUGCACGAGUACUUCUGGCGGGAGGACGAGGACGCAGUGCUCGUCUUGGAGUUCUUGAGGACCGAUUUAGCGGCGGUUAUUCGCGAAGCGAAAAGAAAGGAAGGUGGGGUCCGACUUGGAGAAGUUAAAAGAUGGAUGCUUCAGAUUUUAUGCGGAGUCGAUGCGUGUCAUCGGAACAUGAUCGUUCAUCGGGAUUUAAAGCCUGGGAAUUUGUUGGUUUCUGAUGAUGGGGUUCUUAAGUUAGCUGAUUUUGGCCAGGCAAGGAUACUCAUGGAGCCCGGAUUUGUUGCUGACAAUGAUAACCAACAAUCAUACGAGCAGAACACAGGAUAUCAGGAAAACAUUUCUCCACCAUUAGAUUCUGUCCCUGGAACUGACAGUUUACAAAAUCCAGGAUAUAAUAACCUAGUGGAGGAGGAUAUGAGUAGAGAAGAAUAUUUUAGACAGUUUGUUGAGCUCAAGGCUAAACGACACGCCAUGGAUGAGACUGACAAAGAAACAAAUAUUAAUGACGGAAACACAUCUUGUCUUGCAACAGGUACCAUAAGUGACAUUGAAGAUGAUCCUCUCAAGAGUUCUUACUCAUACGAGGCUGAAGAAGGGGGGGAUGAUGAACAUGGUGCCCUCACAUCUUGUGUUGGUACCCGCUGGUUCAGAGCCCCCGAACUACUCUAUGGAUCAACAGACUAUGGACUAGAGGUGGAUUUGUGGUCAUUGGGCUGUAUUUUUUCAGAGCUGCUAACUCUCGAGCCCCUUUUUCCAGGGAUUUCUGACAUUGAUCAGCUUGGAAGAAUCAUCAGUGUUUUGGGAAAGUUGACUGAAGAGGUCUGGCCAAGCUGUUGUAAACUUCCUGAUUACAGAACAAUUUCCUUUGCCAAGAUAGAAAAACCAACUGGUUUAGAAGCCUGCUUACCCAAUCGGUCCCCCUAUGAAAUUUCUCUUGUCAAAAGGCUUGUUUGUUAUGACCCAGCUAAUAGAGCUACUGCAAUGGAACUGCUCAAUGACAAGUAUUUCAAUGAAGAGCCUCUUCCAGUUCCAACAUCUGAGCUGCAUGUCCCUCUUACAAAGAAUGACCACGAUGAGGAUUCCCCUGGUGAGUGGAAUGAUUAUAAUGACAUGGGUUCUGACUCUGAUUUCGAUGAUUUUGGCCCCGUUAAUGUCAGGACCACCAGCAGUGGCUUUUCCAUACAAUUCUCUUGAGCUUGGUCGGAAUUGAAUUAUAUCGUUGAACAGUUAAGUUAUAUAUUCCAAUUUGAUUUAAGGUAUAGUUAAAAAAUCAGCUAUUAGAAAGAUGAGCGAUCAUGAAUCUUUGGAAGUUGCAUGUCUUUGUAUUAAAUCAAUAUGUUGAAUGCCCUUCAUUAAUUGUGAAAACCAGAAAUAUAUACCUGUGGUAAAAUGUAAGCUUUGCCUUCCUUUUUUUUUUUUUUUUCUAAAAGCGCCAUAAAUAUAGUGUAUUUAAUGAAAGGCAUAAUCAAAAGA